Molecule: messenger RNA, 1258 nt
Organism: Rubroshorea leprosula
Lineage: Eukaryota; Viridiplantae; Streptophyta; Magnoliopsida; Malvales; Dipterocarpaceae
Source: the annotation of a GenBank genome assembly
AUACCCCAAAGUGCAAAAUUUUCAUGUUUUCCGUGAAUUCCAAAAUCUGGUCGGUACGUGUUCAUUGCAGUCAUCCUUUUAAAACUUGAAUUUUGGUUGAUUACAAGCAUGUCAUGCAACCAAGAAGAAAACUCGAGUGAAGAACUUCCACAACAAUACCUUCCAAACCUACAGGUGCAAGCGAUAUUGGGAGAGGUGCAAUGGAUGGUGAAUAGGCAAAUGCAGCAAAGAGAAUGUUGGGGCGACAUAGAAGAAGAAGAGGAGUUGGAAGAGUUGAAUGAGCCACCAUUGAACCGGGGUAGGUUUAGGCAUGGGAAUGGGAAUAGAGAAGUUAGGAAUCACGAGGACAAUAGCUUGGGCAGCAUCAAGAUGAAGAUUCCGCCAUUCCAAGGAAAAGCAGAUCCAGAAGCCUAUCUUGAGUGGGAAAGGAAGGUGGAGUUGGUCUUCGAUUGCCACAAUUAUUUCAAGCUUAAGAAGGUGAGACUGGCAGCCAUUGAAUUUUCAGACUAUGCUCUUGUUUGGUGGGAUCAGUUGGUCAUGAAUAGGUGUCGGAACCGGGAGCAUCCAAUUGAAACAUGGGAAGAGAUGAAGGCAGUGAUGAGGAAGCAAUUUGUGCCCAGCCAUUAUUACCGGGAAUUGUACAAAAAGUUGCAAGGGCUUAGGCAAGGACAUCGGAGUGUGGAGGAGUAUUAUCAAGAGAUGGAGAAAGUCAUGAUUAGAGCCAAUGUAGAAGAAGACCAAGAGGCAACCAUGGCGAGAUUCUUGCAAGGAUUGAAUCCAGACAUCCAUGACGAGGUGGAGAUGCAACAUUAUGUGGAGCUAGAAGACAUGGUGCACAUGGCCAUCAUUGGUCACAUAGCGAGGCAAUGUCCAAACAAGUGGGUUAUGGUGAUGCAAGACAAUGGUGAAAUUGUGACUGAAGAUGUAGAUUCUGACACUGAUGAAAUGCCACCAUUGGAGGAUGCCUAUGAGGAGGAGUUUGCUGUACAUGGAGAUUUGUUGGUGGUGAGGAGGGUUUUAAGUGUGCAAGCAAAGUAAAUGGAUGAAGUGCAAUGAGAGAACAUCUUUCACACUAGGUGCUAUGUCAAAGAUAAGGUAUGCAAUGUGAUUAUUGAUGGUGGUAGUUGCACUAACGUUGCUAGCACAACCAUGGUGGAAAAAUUAUAAUUUCCCACACUGAGGCCCCGUUUGGUAUAGUGGUUUUGGGGUAGCGGUUAGCGGUUUUACCUAAACUGCUAAAUAUAGGUGUUUAGUAAAC